Messenger RNA from Closterium sp. NIES-65, 1104 nucleotides. Lineage: Eukaryota; Viridiplantae; Streptophyta; Zygnematophyceae; Desmidiales; Closteriaceae. The record is from the annotation of a GenBank genome assembly.
AUGGCUAGCCCACAGGUUCUCGUGUUUGAUGCUGAGGGCCGCCCUGUGAAGUUUGACACCUGGCUCGAUGACCUGCACCUCUACCUACAGCUCACAGCCAAGGAUGACAUCUCACUGUACCAUCACGCCCUAGGCCAUGUCACUGCCCCUGCUGCUAUUGCUGACAGCACUGCUCGCUCACAGUGGCAGACUCGUGAUGCCCACGCUCGCUUCGCAAUUCGCAAUUCCCUGCCGAUAGACGAACGCGAGCACUUUGGUCAGCACAAGACUGCACACGCACUGUACACAGCUGUAGUUGCUCGCUACUCCUCACCUGCCUCUACCGCACUAGGCCGUCUCUCCCUCCCCUACCUGUUUCCCGACCUAGCUUCCUUGCACACAGUCGCUGACCUCAUCACGCACCUCCGUACUAGUGAGGCCCGCUUCCGUGCCGCCAUGCCUGCUGAGUUCCUUGCCACGCACCCCCCUCCACUCAGGCUCACUCUCUACAACCUAGUCACCCGCCUCCCUGACACACUGCGUGCUGUCAGGGACCACUUCCUAGCUCGUUGCCCCACUGAGCUCACCAUUGCCCUCCUCGAGAAGGAGCUACUUGCAGCUGAGACUAGCAUAGUUGCUGUAGGUGCCUCUCGUGGCGACCCCCGUACCCCGUUCUUUGAGGGGUGUUCUCCUUCCCCCCUUCUUCCCUCUGUCGCCUCUGCUGCUGCUGUCGACCUUCUCGGUGCUGAGAAGGUCGGCGCUGCGUCUGCCUCGAGCGGGCGCCGCGGCGGCAAGGGCAAAGGGGGCAAGGGUGGUGGCGGUGACGGCGGGGGAAGCGGCGGUGGGGGCGGUGGAGGCAGUGGGGGUGGUGGCUCGGCUGGAGGGGUGAGUGGUAGCGGUGGGGGUGGUGGCGGCAGCGGCGGGGGAGGUGGCAGGAGUGGAGGCGGCAGGGGAGGUGGCAGGAGUGGAGGCGGCGGUUGGGGUGGCGGUGGACAAGGCGGCGGCAAGGGUUGGGGUGGUCGAGGAGGUGGCAGCGGCGGUGGUGGCCGUGGAGGCGCUGGCGGUGGCCAGGGCCAGCAGCACACUCCUUCGCCCCAGGAGGUGCUGGUGAGGCUGCUGCUCUAG